Molecule: messenger RNA, 545 nt
Organism: Apaloderma vittatum (bar-tailed trogon)
Lineage: Eukaryota; Metazoa; Chordata; Aves; Trogoniformes; Trogonidae
Product: peroxisome assembly protein 12-like
Exons: 1
Biological process (GO): protein import into peroxisome matrix; protein monoubiquitination
Cellular component (GO): peroxisomal importomer complex; peroxisomal membrane
Molecular function (GO): zinc ion binding; protein binding; ubiquitin-protein transferase activity
Source: RefSeq, a predicted model, not a curated record
GUGCUCGCUGAGUCCAAUCCUGGCCGAUGGGGCUUCCUCUGGCGUUGGUUUGAUGAGAUCUACCUCCUCCUGGAUUUGCUGCUCCAGCAGCACUAUCUGUCGAGGUGCAGCGCCUCCUUUUCCGAAAACUUCUACAGCUUGAAGAGGAUACCGACAGGAGACGGCAGAUGGCAGCCUCUAGCCACUGCUGGCCUGCCAAAGAGGCAGCACUGCAAGUCUCUCCUCUUGCUGGUUCUUGUUCCUUACCUGAAAGGAAAGCUGGAGAAACUGGUGUCCAGCCUGAGGGAAGAGGACGAGUACUCCAUCCACCCUCCGUCGUCAUCCUGGAAGCGCUUUUACAGAGCCUUCCUAGCUGCCUACCCCUUUGUAAACAUGACCUGGGAGGGCUGGUUCCUUAUCCAGCAGCUGUGCUACAUCCUGGGGAAAGCUCAGCACCAUUCCCCCAUGCUGCGGCUGGCUGGCGUUCGCCUUGUCAGGCUAACCGCAGAGGAUAUCCAGGCCCUGGAAAAGCCGUUGCCUGGGGCCACCCCAAGUCAAACAACGAG